AAAGAACAAAGGAAAAAAAUUAGUAAAUUUAGUAACGACUAGGCUUAGUUAAAUAGUAACCUAGAAAAUGAAAAAAAAAUUAAAAUAAACCAAGACCAAAAUCUGAAUGGGGUCCACUAUAGAGCGGCUAUAAAUACACAAUCUUGCUUUUCACAGCCCAAAGUGUUUCAUCUUCUCUCCCACCAAAAGGCGCUCCCACUCGGCACCUCCUCCCCUCCACUCCCCUCCCCUCCCACACACUUCCUACAUUUGUUCACUUCACACAGACCAUUUCACAACACACGCCACCUGCAUUCCAUAUCUCAUCCGAUUCCCCGCCCACUUCCGAUUCACAAUGGUCGACGUCGAUCGGAGAAUGACCGGCCUCAACCCGGGUCACGUAGCCGGCCUUCGCCGCCUCUCCGCCCGAGCCGCCGCCGGCCCACCAACCCCAACAACCGCCGCAAAAUCCACUCUUCCCGUACGGAACGGCCUUCUUUCCUUCUCCUCUUUAGCUGACAACGUCAUAUCCCACCUCAAAAGCUCCGGUUUCCAGGUCCAGCCGGGUCUAUCCGAAUCCGAGUUCGCCCGGGCUGAAGCGGAGUUCGGCUUCGUAUUCCCUCCAGACCUCAGAGCCAUUCUCUCAGCCGGGUUGCCCGUCGGCCCCGGUUUUCCCGACUGGAGAGCCGCCGGUGCCCGCCUCGGUCUCAAGGCCUCGCUCGACCUCCCGAUCGCUGCGAUUUCGUUCCAAAUCGCAAGGAACACCCUCUGGUCCAAAUCCUGGGGUCUGAGACCGGCCGACCCGGAAAAGGCCUUGCGGGUCGCGAGAACUGCUUUGAAGAGAGCCCCGCUGCUGAUACCAAUUUUCAACCAUUGCUACAUUCCGUGCAACCCCUGUUUGGCGGGGAACCCCAUCUUCUACGUCGACGAGAAUCGGAUCUUCUGUUGCGGCUUGGAUCUAUCCGAUUUCUUCGAGCGCGAGUCUCUGUUUCGGAAAUCGGAGACCGACCCGUAUAUCCUUAAGAAGCAAAGAUCCGUGAGCGAGAAAUCGGCCGGGUCGUCUUCGAAUUUCUCACGGCGGAGCCUGGACACUGGUUUCGGUUCCGGAACCAAAACCCCUAGAUGGGUCGAGUUCUGGAGCGAUGCCGCCGUGGAUCGUCGCCGGAGGAACUCAAACUCUUCGUCGUCGUCGUGCUCUUCUCCGGAAAGGUUCUUCGAUAUGCCGUCGAGGUCCGAAAUCCCGAAAUGGGUGGACGAGUACAUUGAUCAAAUCGGGUCGGCUUUGAGACAUGGCGGGUGGAGCGAUACGGAUAUAUCGGAGAUGGUUUCGGUAUCCGCGUCUGGGUUUUUCGAGGGAGAGAUGGUUAUGUUGGACAACCAAGCGGUACUCGACGCGCUGCUGCUCAAAGCGGAUCGGUUCUCGGACUCGCUCCGAAAAGCCGGGUGGAGCUCCGAGGAAGUUUCGGAGGCUUUGGGCUUCAAUUUUCGACCCGAGAAGGAGAGGAAACCGGCUAAGAAGCUGUCUCGGGAGCUCGUGGAAAAGAUAGGGAAACUGGCCGAGUCGGUUUCCCGGUAAUAUUUUCAUUUUACUAUUCUUAUUUUUCUCUGGGAAAAUUGAAAGGGUCAUGGGGCCUCGGGUUUCUGGAUUUGGGUUUCCCCAUCGGGUUAAAAAAAAAUCAAAUACAUAGGGGGACGCGUUUGUACUAUGAAACAGAGCCUAUAAGUAAGAAAACAAGAUGAAAGAGUUGCAAUUACAAGGAAAUAAUAUAGACAUAAAUAAUUGAUAAUCCUAUGUUUUUAGACCAAAUUAUGGUUUCUGUAAUUAUGUUGUUGCCCUAAUUAUGUGGAUACAGCUCAUACUUACUGAUACUGGUGGGUUUUAUUUAGUUGUACAAAAACCAAAAUAAUAUUUACGUAUCUUUAUUAUUA
Molecule: messenger RNA, 1908 nt
Organism: Pyrus x bretschneideri (Chinese white pear)
Lineage: Eukaryota; Viridiplantae; Streptophyta; Magnoliopsida; Rosales; Rosaceae
Exons: 1
Coding region: 335-1555 (406 amino acids)
Source: RefSeq, a predicted model, not a curated record